Morone saxatilis (striped sea-bass) is the source of this 1617-nucleotide messenger RNA. RefSeq names its product motile sperm domain containing 1 (gene mospd1). The transcript has 6 exons. Gene Ontology annotation, cellular component: cytoplasm. The record is from RefSeq and is a predicted model, not a curated record. NCBI's taxonomy places the organism in Eukaryota, Metazoa, Chordata, Actinopteri, Moronidae. Bases 306 to 962 code for a protein of 218 amino acids.
UCUUUGCACGUAGCGUUUCGCCAUCCGCCCGCCCCCAGAAUGCACCGCGAGGUCCGCAGCCUAUUGACAAAGAAACAACAACAAGAGGGUUGUUGAUCGGGAGCACAAACAACCCGCCGACGGCACCGAUGGUACCCGAACCCGCCCGCUGACAGCCAGUACCGUGCCAUUGCCCUGAGGCCAUGAGAGCGGGAAGUGCCAUCUCCACCUAACGGGAGUUUACACAGCUUGAUAGUUUGUGGAGAGAGGCGUGGGGGGCCCAGGCAGACCGUGGACGGGGAAGGGGAAGAGCUCAGCUGGAGCCAAUGCAGCAGCAGCAUCGACAGCCUGAGCUGGUGGAAGGAAGCCUUCCCGUGUUCGUGUUCCCCACUGAGCUCGUCUUCUACGCAGAUGAGCAGACGUCUCACAAGCAGGUGCUCACCCUCUACAACCCCUAUGAGUUCGCGCUCAAGUUUAAAGUGCUGUGCACAGCGCCAAACAAGUACACUGUGGUGGAUGCCACCGGAGCCGUCAAGCCACAGUGUUGUGUUGACAUAGUAAUCAGACACAGAGAUGUGCGGGCAUGCCAUUACGGGGUGUACGACAAGUUCCGACUGCAGGUGUCGGAGCAGAGUCAGCGGAAAGCUCUGGGUCGCAAAGAGGUGACAGCCACACUCCGCCCCUCGGCCUCACAGGAGCCGCCCAGCCCCCGGCCCCAAGAUGAGGAGCGCAGAAUCAAAGAGCAGUUUGCAGACAGCGAGUUUUUUGAACAGACUGCAUUUCAGACAGAGAGCCGUCCUGUUGCUGGAGGCCCCAGUCUGCUGACGGUGCUGCUGGGGCUGGUGUGUAUGGCCGCCCUGAUGCUCCCGACGCUGGGCGAGCAAGAAUCGACUGUGCCUGUCUACCUCCACUUAAGUGUUAACAAGAAACUUGUAGCUGCUUAUGUUCUUGGUCUUCUUACAAUGGUCAUCCUGCGCACAUGACGUGCUGUGAGCCGCGAGGAGGAGUGAAAAUGAUCUAAACAGGAGAACAUUCUCACACCGGAGGCACUGCUACGCUUCAAUGAGUACUGACAGCAGGGGGACGGGGUAGUCAAGUCACCCGAAACUCUGAAAAAUACAUUUUAGUAUACUUGUUUUCAAAUCCACAUACUUGUGUGAAUACAUACUUGUGUGAAUACAUACGUUGACACAAUGCCGAACUGAUGCAAAAAGCGUAGACCUCCAGUGUGAAUGUCAAAUGUCUGGCCCUGAGCAGGGCCCGUGAAGCAACAUGCGGCCAUUCAAAGUGUUGUCUGGCCUCAUAUUCCCUGUGUCUGUAUUUUUAUUGCCAUUAUGUAACAGAAUAUGGUUAACUUGAGUGUGAAGGACGAGCGGACAUGAUACAUGUACAUAAAGGCCAUUACAAUUUUGUUAUGGUAUUCACCUGUAACCGUCAUUAUAUUGAUGUUUUAAAGCAUUUUUUGUGUAGACUCUGAGGACUGAAUGCAGUCAUUUGCAUGUGUGGAUACCUUAUCUGGAGGAGUUUUUAUUUGUUUCCAGCAGUGCGAUACUUUUACAUGUCACCAAAGGAAAGAUGGUUUGUUUGCCGUACUAUAUCGAUGCUUCAUUGAACGUUUAAUAAAGUCUCAAUACAGCA